Molecule: messenger RNA, 1200 nt
Organism: Saprolegnia diclina VS20
Lineage: Eukaryota; Oomycota; Saprolegniomycetes; Saprolegniales; Saprolegniaceae
Exons: 2
Coding region: 228-1142 (304 amino acids)
Cellular component (GO): membrane; intracellular membrane-bounded organelle
Molecular function (GO): heme binding; protein binding
Source: RefSeq, a predicted model, not a curated record
GCAAGCCCGUAUUAUUAUUCGGCCUUGCCCGACACCUGCGUCAUCACUGUGGCCUUGGGCUGCGCUUGGCUGAUGUAGUUGGCUGGAAGAUAGGCGCUUGGGCUCAAGGCGCGUCCUAUGUCGUGCAACGUGAUGAUACUUCUGCGCGGUUUACGCGAUUGCGAAGGUCACGUGCGGCCGUUGGAUUGGGUUCCUGCGGCCAAAUCGCAGCGAAAUCGGAACGUGCGAUGCGUGAAAAACAACUAUUUUCACCAUUUUCACACGGCCGAGCCAGGGAUUCCCACCCUAGUUAUCUUUUUUCGUCGUCUUGGAAGAUGCUGGCCCAGUACGACGGGGCAAGCCCGUGCCGCCACUGCCUCGACGAGCCCGCGGCCGCGUCGACCAUGUCGUCGACCUUCUUCAUGGCCUCGUGUCUCUUCCUCUUUGGCUUCCUCUGCUCGUCCAUCCACACGAAGUCGAGCGCGGCGGCGCACGACACGCAGCUCUCGCCGUUCAUGCGGCCACGACGCCGGCCGCUGGCGCCCGAGGUCCGCACCCUCGCGCCCACAACCGAUGUCAUCGAAAAGCAGUAUGGCGCCUUUGUCAACAUGCCACUCACGGUCAUCCACGAGGUGCUCUUGUUUCUUGACGCCCGCGACCUCGUGCCAUGCACGAUGCUCAACACCACAUGGCACCACACGCUCUGCGAUACCGAUACGAUGCUGUGGUCGCAAGUGUUUCGGCGCGACUUUUUCGAGGACGGGUCGCGCUUCCACGCGCCGUGCGGACUCUCGUGGCACGAAUACUACUUCCAGCACCGCCUCAACCGCCCGAUCGAGCGCAUGAAGCUGCUCGUGGGCCGGCAGUGCGUCGCGGUCGAAGGCCACGUGUACGACGUCACGGACUUUCUGUACGAACACCCUGGCGGGCACCGCGUGAUUGCAGACGUGCUUGGCACGGACGCCACGUCGGUCUGGCUCGAAUUUGAACAUUCGGAGGGCGCCCAGCGCGCCAUGGACGCGCUCCGCGUGCCCGACGACAUUUGUCCGGCGUUCCCUCUCCAAGGCAACCUCGAGCGCAUCGCGGACCGGCGGCACGGCUUCUUCCAGCGCUGGCUGCGCAAGGUCGUGCCGUCGAUCCGACAACCAACUCCCAGUCCGUAACAAAUAGCUCAAUGAAUGUGCAACCAUAAACCACAACACUUGUUGGACAUAUUGGACG